Rubroshorea leprosula is the source of this 1767-nucleotide messenger RNA. The record is from the annotation of a GenBank genome assembly. NCBI's taxonomy places the organism in Eukaryota, Viridiplantae, Streptophyta, Magnoliopsida, Malvales, Dipterocarpaceae.
AGAGACAGAGGGAAGAGGUAGAAGUUGGUGCAUUUGCAUUUUACAAUCAACUAAGGGCAAACGCAAGUUGAACGAAAAUGGAAGUGCAAAUCAUCUCCAAAGAAAACGUAAAACCAGCUUCUCCAACACCCGAACACCUUAGAUUCUUCAAGAUUUCCCUCUUUGACCAGCUUAUUAUUUUCCCUUAUGCUUCCCGCAUCUACUUCUACCCUCCUACCAAUGUUCUCGAUACCCACAACAAGGUAGAGGUGCUGCAAAAAUCUUUGUCAAAAACCUUAAGUCACUUCUAUCCGCUAGCUGGAAAGAUCAAAGAUCACCUGUCCAUAGAAUGCAACGACGAAGGGGCUUAUUUCGUUCAAGCUCGAAUCAAUUGUCGUCUCCAAGAUUUUCUUACCAAACCUGACCUCAUCUUCCUUCGUCGUUUCCUCCCCUGGGACGGCGUUGUAAGUGCGGAAUAUCCCGUUGAAGGAAUUCAUGUGUGUAAUAUUCAAGUCACCGUCUUUGAAUGUGGCGGUAUAGCUAUUGCCAUGUGUCUUUCGCACAAGUUCAUAGACAUUGUGUCAAACACGACAUUCCUCAAGGCCUGGACCGCCGCUGCUUGCGGUUUUGCAGAAGCGCCGCGCCCUAAUUUCAUUGCUUAUGCCCCUGAUUUCUUCAUCCCAGCGAGGGAUUCAUGGCUUCAAGACUUGAGGCGAAUGUGGGGUUCUUUUGCCAAGAAAGGGAAGUGUAUCACGAGGCGAUUCUUGUUCAACGCCACAGCGGUUGCAACCCUCAAGUCCCAAGCCACCGGUGAGAAAAUAGAAGUCCCUACCCCUGUAGAGGCUGUUUCCGCCUUCUUGUGGAAGUGCAGCAUGGCUGCUUCCAAGGCAAGACACGGAAUCCAAAGGCCGGCUUUAUGUGUGCACGUAGUGGAUCUCCGUGGAAGAAUACCGCUACCAGCAGCCCAGAUGGAGAAUUCCGUUGGAAAUCUCUUCUGGAUUGCAGCGGCGGACUGUUCCGAAGAUUGCUCGGAUUUGCAUGAUUUGGUGGGAAAAUUAAGGGAAGCUGCAUCGAAAAUUGAUGGCGAUUUUCUGAAGAAAAUCAGAGGUGAAGAAGGGAAUUCUUUUAAUUCUGAGUAUUUCAGGGGAAUUACGGAGCUGAAUUCCAGGGAUGGAAAUGAUUGCUUUUAUUUUGUGAAUUGGUGUAAGGAUUUGUAUGGAACUGAUUUUGGUUGGGGAAAACCAGUGUGGGUGAGCAAUGUUGGGAUGAAAGGUUCUGAUGAAGUCCGGAAUUUUUGCAUUGUGAACGAAACAAGGUCCGGCGACGGUGUAGAAGCAUGGCUAACCUUGGAUGAGCAAGUCAUGGCCAUCCUGGAACGUGAUCCCGAGCUCCCUAGCUUGGCGUCCUUGGACCUGAGUCCGUUGGCAAUGGACUAGGUAGGCAGUCCCAAGACUUUUAUUCCAUGUAUGGACUUCUUCGGCCCGCAUGUUGCGCGAGGCCUUUUGUUCAGCUUGAAUAAGUGUAGUCCUAGGCAAAGUGUAUUGCAGAUGGUCUGCAUUGUGUGUUAUUGUGUUUACCGUUCGGUUUUUGCAAUUAGGAUUGAAUAACAGUAUCCUUAAGUGGUUUGCCCAUGCAAUUAGGGAGUUUCGCUGAUUAAUAGUUAGUGUUUAGUAGUUUUGUGUAAUUUUAACUAAAAAAUGCUGAUUUUGUCUAUUUUAGAACUUGCAAGGUGAUAUCUAAUUUUGUUGAGAUUAAGUUGAGAGUGUUUAGUAAAAUUUAAAAGUACUU